AGAACUAAAUAUUUUAGUCACUUGUGCUAUAUUAUAUGAGUGAAAUAUUGCUCUGAUUUUUCUAAUGUGUUCUUAUACCAGGCAAUAAGCAUAGUAAUACUGUGAAGUCUCAGGUUAUACAUUUUUUUUUCAGAUUUGCGAUGCUUAACUUGCGGAAUUUGGGAUAUUCAAAAGUUUUAGUAGUAUACUUUGAUCAGAAGGUGCACAAAAAUUACUGUCAAGAAAGUACAAUGGAACAAAGAUCGAUUUCUAAUGCAUUAGCUCUACUUGUUUUACUACUGUGUUGCUUGAUAAUAUAUGCCAUCUAUGAUUUAUGCCUGAAAGCCAAAAUUCUCCGAGCAAAGCUUCGAAGGCAAGGAAUUGAUGGUCCUCGGCCUAGUCUUAUUUUAGGGAAUGUUCCUGAUAUACAAAAAAUUGAGUCCAAGGAACUGGAUUCGGAUGCUUCAACUUCCAACUUGAAUGAGCCCCUGUCACUAGACUGUCGUUCGGUACUGCUUCCACAUAUCAGUCAGUGGACCAACCAAUAUGGAAAAACCUUCUCUUUUGCACUGGGAAACAUACAAAUUUUGUAUAUAGGAGACAGUGAAUUGGUAAAAGAGAUAAGCCUUUGCAGAUCAUUAGACCUGGGGAAGCCAUCUUACUUGCAGAAGGACCGAGGCCCUCUAUUGGGCAAGGGUCUUCUCACAACGAAUAAGGAGGUUUGGACUCAUCAGAGAAAAACCAUUGCUCCUACUCUUUACGUUGACAAAGUUAAGGACAUGCUCAGUAUAGCACUUGAAUCUGGUAACACCCUUGUGAAAGCAUGGGAGAAACUAGUUGAAACUGAGGGUGGCAUUGCAGAUAUAAGAGUUGACGAUGAUGUGAAGAAUUUCAUGUCAAGUAUAUUUUCCAGAGUCAUGUUUGGCAGAUAUGAUAUUGCAGAAAAAGGCUUGUUUUCCAAGUGUCGGGAUCUCAUGGAAGCUUCUGCCUCACCAGACGAACCCAAUGGCCGUCCUUUCUAUAGAUUUUAUCCCACCAAAAUAAAUAGAGAACGAUGGAGACUAGAAAAGGAGAUAUACCGGACUAUCCUAGAAAUGACAAAGAAAUGUGGUGUGAGUGAGGCUAAAAGCAUGAUACACACUCUUGUGGACGGCUCUAAGCAUGGAAAACUUGGGCCAUCUACACCUCAACAAUUUGUAGUUGAUAACUGCAAGGAACUCUGUGUUGUAUCAUUGUUUGUUCCUGGUACCACUGCAAUCUGGGGUCUAAUGUUAUUGGCAUUGCAUCCUGAAUGGCAAGAUCGUGCUCGUGCUGAGAUAUUGGAAGUUUGUGGGGGACAAAUUCCAGAUACCGAAAGGCUCAGCAAAAUGGGAGUACUCAAAAUGAUCAUCCAGGAGAUAUUGAGGCUGUAUCCAGGGGUAGGAUUCAUAUCCCGGGAGGCACUAGCCGAUGUCCAUAUUGGGAAGAAGUUGUGCCUUCCAAAAGGAGUCAACAUUUGGAUAUGGGCAGCAGCUCUGCACCGAGAUCCUCAGCACUGGGGUUCAGAUGCUCUCAAGUUCAACCCAGAGAGAUUUGCUAAUGGGGUCGCAGGAGCCUGUAAAAUCCCACAGGCUUAUAUACCAUUUGGCUUUGGGCCACGAACAUGUCCGGGAAGGAACCUGGCCAUGAUGGAGCUCAAAAUUUUGUUUGCGCUGCUCUUGUCAAAAUUCUCAUUCUCUCUCUCGCCUAAUUAUCAACAUGUUCCUAGGUUUGGUGUACUUGUAGAGCCCAAAUAUGGAGUCAAUCUCCUUGUUCAGAAGCUGUGAUAUCUCUAAACAUACUUCAACCCAUGCCCGGCUGCCACCAACUGUAUACUUAGCUUACAUAGGUAUUUCCGGGAUGGUGCCUGUGUUUGACAGCAAUGUAAAAUAUAGCUGUUCAGAUAUCCUGAACACUAAAAUAAAGUGUCCCAACUCCCAAGUACUCCUUGCUGGUUUCACUGUAAAUUGUAAGAAUGUGCUUGUUCUUGACUGAAAUGCCCAAAGUUUUACAUCAA
Molecule: messenger RNA, 2014 nt
Organism: Daucus carota subsp. sativus
Lineage: Eukaryota; Viridiplantae; Streptophyta; Magnoliopsida; Apiales; Apiaceae
Product: cytochrome P450 714C2-like
Exons: 5
Coding region: 141-1784 (547 amino acids)
Molecular function (GO): heme binding; oxidoreductase activity, acting on paired donors, with incorporation or reduction of molecular oxygen; iron ion binding
Source: RefSeq, a predicted model, not a curated record